AUGGCGCAACUACCCUCACCGAACGCGGGUGGGAUGCCCUCGUCCUUUGACGAUGACCUCGAAUUACGCAACGAAAAGACGCUGCACAAGUUCUUUCGCAAGAUCAAAGAAGAGCCUCUUGUGCCGCUCGGCAUGGGCCUGACCGUCUUCGCCUUUAUCAACGCAUACCGCGCCCUCCGCCGGGGCGACUCGAAGCAGGCCAACAAGAUGUUUCGCGCGCGCGUCGCCGCGCAGGGCUUCACCGUCAUCGCCAUGGUCGCCGGCAGCAUGUACUAUAACCAGGACCGCGAGAAGAGCAAGGAGCUGCGCAAGCUCAAGGAGGAGACGACGGCCGAGGAGAAGCGCCAGAAAUGGAUCCGCGAGCUCGAGGCCCGUGAUGAUGAGGACAAGGCCAUGCGCGCCAUGCUCGAGAAAAAGGCCCUUGCGCAGUCGAGCGCGGCGGCCGGUCAAGAGGCUGACAAGGACCCGCAGGCCGGCGGCACGGGCGGUAUCCUCGGCCGCAUGGGGCUCUGGGGCCCGGCCGAAACAAAAGCUGCCGAGGAGCAGGCCGCCGCCGCCGCUGCCGGUGUUGCCAGUGAACCGACUAUCGAGAAGAGAAGGGAGAACCCCAGAAGCUCAUUGGGUGCUCUGGGAGAGGUGUAUGGCUCAAAGAAGAAGGAUGAUGGUGAGUCCAAGAAAUAA
Messenger RNA from Beauveria bassiana ARSEF 2860, 681 nucleotides. Its product is annotated as mitochondrial hypoxia responsive domain-containing protein. The coding region runs from base 1 to 681 and encodes 226 amino acids. The transcript is spliced from 3 exons. The record is from RefSeq and is a predicted model, not a curated record. Gene Ontology annotation, biological process: mitochondrial respirasome assembly. Gene Ontology annotation, cellular component: mitochondrion. NCBI's taxonomy places the organism in Eukaryota, Fungi, Ascomycota, Sordariomycetes, Hypocreales, Cordycipitaceae.